UUUUCUGGGGUUUCGAGUUUUGUCUUGCGUUUUCACGCGCAAUCUGUCUGGGUACUUACAAAGUAUGUAGGAAAGCGUCCAAGAUCCGUGAUCGAACCAGGUGAAGAUGCAAUCCGGAUUUGCCCAAGCAUGGGCAAUCGAAGUGGAAUAACUGUGGUUACUCAACUGUCUGGGAUCAAAAGUGUGUUAGCUGACAGGUUCCGGGAAGAUACUUUCCUGAAUGCCAAUGUUUUCGUCAGUUGUUAAAAGUCCGAAUUAAUUAGUCCGUCUCGCCCGUCGUAGACCGUAUUGCGUGUAUGUAGUGGAAAAACAUCACCAAUCGAUGUUCCAGUUGCCGACCACAAUCAUUCGGAACCCAUCCGUUCCGGUUCCGUUCUCGAUUCGGAGCACAUCCUGAUUUAGUGUAUCGGGAUUCGAAUGAAUGCGCGACACCGACUGCAAUCAGUGAACCAUAAUUGGGUCGGAACGUUCGAAAUUCCCAAUUGUGCCAGUUCAGUAGUGAGUGAAGAGAAACAGUGAAAAAGAGGCACGAGGACGCGACUCGGACGGAACAAACUCCCGGAAUAAGUGAAAUCCAACCAUGCAAUGAAUUUAACACCGCCACCGCACGCCAAAAGCCACUUCCAAAAUCAACAGCAACGAAUUUGCAUGUGGUGGACCAUUCGAUCGAAGAAGAAUGCUUUUGCGCCGGAAAAAUAUGUCAAAGUUAAACACAAAUAAGUGGGGACCCCGGGGAUUAAUUAGCGUUGGCGUUGGCGUUCGAGUGACGCAUUGCUGGGUCCCACAGCUGAUGAUCAUCUCCUGCUGCAGCAUUUGCUACGUCCUCCUGAUGGUGGGAGUUCCGGUGGUCCAUUCGGCUCCUUCGGUUGCGGCUAAAUCCUGGCCGGUGAUGAAAAACUAUGACAUCUGGGGAACGUCCUCUGAUGCUGCCGGCCAAUCUCCCACGGAUGUUGAUACAGUCGAAUCAUCAAGGAGCCAUUCAUCGGGGCCACUGGAUGCCAAUUUGCAAAAUGGCACCGAAUUGGUCGGCGGAUGGCUGCGAAGUGGUGGCCGGACCUUUGGGCUGGACCAUUUCGGCAGUCAUCGGGCCAAGAAUGAGCUGUUCCAGGUGGAGGAAGCAGCCGAUGGACAGUACUUGUUCGAUGAUGAAGGUGAUGGUGCCAGAAGACGAAAACGGCCCCCUGGUGGACGAGGACGUGGGCGAAGCGCCAAAGUUUUAAACUUUCUCCCGGUUCCGGUCGAUGAUGAGUGCCUCUCGGAUGAUGGCCUCCGGACUGGCCAGUGCAUGAACGUGUACGAGUGCCGCAUUCAGGGUGGGUCAGCACGUGGCCAGUGUGCCCUCGGAUUUGGCGUCUGCUGUAUUUUUACGGCCACCUGUGACCAAGAGAUGGCAAACAACAUCACCUACUUCGUGUCCCCCGGUUUUCCGGCUCUGCUGCCUAAGGAUAUGAGCUCCUGUAAGCUGAAAAUCAAGCUGAUGAACACCGAGAUUAGCCAGCUGAAAUUCGAUUUCAUCCACUUUGCAUUGGGUCAGCCGAAUCGCCGGACCGGAAUCUGCGAUGGCGAUGUGUUCAAGCUAAUUGGCGGGGUGUUGCCGUUUGACCUGUGCGGGUUGAACAGUGGCCAGCAUCUGUACUAUGACCUGACGCCCCAAGCUCGCGCUAACGAGGAUAUCGAAAUGGAGAUGGUUUUUUCGCCGCGGUCCUUUACCCAGCGGCUGUGGGAAAUAAAGGUGACACAGAUUCCGUUCAGCCAGCGAGCUCCCAGCGGGUGUAUGCAGUAUUUUACCGGGAGCAGCGGUGUUUUUCAGACUUUUAAUUUUGCCGAAAACGGGCGUCAUUUAGCGAACCACAAUUAUAGGGCGUGUUUCCGGCAGGAGAAAGGAAUGUGUUCGGUGGCCUAUGAGCCUUGCGAUGACCAAUCGUUCCGGAUUGGGAAUCCGAUUGGUAAUGGAACCAUGAUUGGUGGUUCACCAGGUUCUGCGCCAGGAACUGGUGCUGGUGGAGUUCCUGGUGCUCCAGGUGCUGGCGCAGGAACCCUAGUGCCUGGUGGAGUACCAGUAGCUGGUACGGUGCCAGGAGUUCCGGGUGGAGCAACAGGAACCUUUUCGGAUCCGUCACUAGCAGCUGACCCCUUAGCUCCGGCAGCAGAUGUUCCUGCAGCAGAUGUUGUUCCGCCACCAGCAGAUGCAGAAGCAGACGAUGGCCCGGGCAUUUUCGACUCGCCAGCAGAUGAGCCAGCAGCUGACGAACCAGCAGCUGAUGAACCUGCUGCUGAUGAGCCGGCUGCUGAUGAUCCAGAGGCGGAAGAAGGAUCCGGCGGAGGAGAUGGAGGUGGCUUUUUCAGCAGCUUCUUUCCGUCGUUCUUUUCAAGAUCCUUCCAUGGAUACUCCCAUCGACAGGCUCGAUAUUCGAGACAACUCUUCACAUCCUCCUGUACAGAUCGAAUAACGCUUCCCUGCAUAGUGGAAGACUUCAUUGGAGUGGGAAUGGGCGACCUUCCGCGAUGUCUGCCGGUGCACUGUGGCAAUUCUCUCUGUCCGGCUGGAGUUUCGCCUUGUCGAAUUGAGACCACGGUUACGCCAUUCGCCCUGGGCAUUCAUUUUGGUGAGGGUUUGGACAAGGGAAGUCCCGAAGACAAUAUUGGAGCCUGUUUGAGGUACAGUCAAAUUCCUUGCGCAGGAUGAUUGGAAAUAGCAUUUACUAUUUGUACAGAAGUUAGGUAAUAAUUAAUGAAUGCGAGUUUAUUUAUAUGUUAUGCGUGAUUUGAGUGAAUAAAUGGAUCUAUUUUCUUUAAAUGUAAAGUCAUCAAACUCUAAAUCUUUCCGAUUUUUGUGCUACAACCUAUAAGUAUUGUAAAAAUAUAUAAUUUUUAAGUUUUAAAUUUUAAUCAUUAACAGUACUACUUAUUCACCUGAGGCAGAUUGAAAACGAGGGUUAAUUGUCAUAGUAUCUCUGCACGGCUCAUUAUUAAAAAUAACGCACAUUGUCUGGCGUUUGGCUGGGAAUUUACCAAAAUUGUCACAUGGAGGGAAAGGGAAUUGGAAACAAAAUUGUUUUUUGCUUUCCUACUGCCUGCUUACAUACACAGCGCACAGCUUAGUUAGUCGGAGGUUGUUCGCGGUGAUUUGAAACAAGGAAAUGGCAUUUAUUCUGCACCGCGAGUGAGGUGACGAUAGUCGAGUCACUCGAUAACAGGAGUCGCUCCAGGUGAGGAACGUCACUUCGGAUGAACUUUAGGAAUGACAUGGCGUUCACAUCAUAUGCAAAUGGGGUUGAAAUAUUGAGAGCUCAUGAUUGGAGUAAAGGCUGAAUUUUGAGUGUAGAUUCG
This is a messenger RNA of Uranotaenia lowii, 3330 nucleotides long. RefSeq lists its product as uncharacterized. Lineage: Eukaryota; Metazoa; Arthropoda; Insecta; Diptera; Culicidae. Bases 677 to 2686 code for a protein of 669 amino acids. The transcript has 6 exons. The record is from RefSeq and is a predicted model, not a curated record.